Molecule: messenger RNA, 1436 nt
Organism: Fukomys damarensis (Damara mole-rat)
Lineage: Eukaryota; Metazoa; Chordata; Mammalia; Rodentia; Bathyergidae
Gene: Babam1
Product: BRISC and BRCA1 A complex member 1
Exons: 9
Coding region: 277-1218 (313 amino acids)
Biological process (GO): double-strand break repair; mitotic G2 DNA damage checkpoint signaling; protein K63-linked deubiquitination
Cellular component (GO): nuclear body; BRISC complex; BRCA1-A complex
Source: RefSeq, a predicted model, not a curated record
AAGGUCCGCCGAACUACAUUUCCCUGGAGGCGCCGCGGCUCGCCUCAUAACUUCCGGUGGGAAAGAUGGCGGCUUCCUAGCGAGUUGGGAUUGACUCGGGGGAAAGCUCAGGGUGUGGGAUCUGCAGCACCCGGAUCCGCGCCCCGUCGCCGUGCAGACACCCUUGGGCAGCCCAGCGCCCCUGGAAAGACUGAGCCCCUUACUCUUUAUUUGCCUAGACCGGACCAGUUUCAGGAGAGGAUCCUGGCUUCCCCCGUCCCUGCUCCAUCCAGCCAAAUGGGCACCAUGGAAGUGGCUGAACCCGGAAGCCCUACAGAGGAAGAGGAAGAAGAAGAGGAGGAAGAAGAGGAGGAGGAGGAAGAGCAGUCAGCUGAGCCUCGGCCUCGAACACGCUCCAAUCCCGAGGGGGCCGAGGACCGGGCGCUGGGGGCACAGGCCAGUGUGGGCAGCCGCAGUGAAGGGGAGGGAGAGGCAGCCAGUGUGGAUGAUGGGACCCCCAACCCUCCAGGAGCCGGCCCCAAGCCCUGGCAGGUGCCGCCACCAGCUCUUGAAGUCCAGAUUCGAACACCAAGGGUCAACUGUCCAGAGAAAGUGAUCAUCUGCCUGGAUCUGUCUGAGGAGAUGUCACUGCCAAAGCUGGAGUCCUUCAAUGGCUCCAAAACCAACGCCCUCAACGUCUCCCAGAAGAUGAUUGAGAUGUUUGUGAGGACAAAGCACAAGAUUGACAAGAGCCAUGAGUUUGCUCUGGUGGUGGUGAACGGCGACACGGCCUGGCUGUCCGGCCUGACCUCAGAUCCGCGGGAGCUGUGCAGCUGCCUGUAUGACCUGGAGACAGCCUCCUGCUCCACGUUCAACCUGGAAGGGCUCUUCAGCCUCAUCUGGGAGCUGCAGUCACCCGUGUGCCCACCCGUGUCCCCUCCCCUGCAGAGGAUGUUCCAGUGCCCGUAUUUCUUUUUCGACGUUGUUUACAUCCACAAUGGAGCCGAGGAGAAGGAGGAAGAGCUGAGCUGGAAGGAUAUGUUCGCUUUCAUGGGCAGCCUAGAUACCAAGGGCACCAGCUACAGGUAUGAGGUACCAUUCACCGGCCCGGCCCUGGAGUUGCACAACUGCAUGGCGAAGCUGUUGGCUCACCCGCUGCAGCGGCCCUGCCAGAGCCACGCGUCCUACAGCCUCCUGGAAGAGGACGAGGAGGUCGCCGAGAUUGAGGCCACCGUGUGAACCGCCGGUGUCGGUUGCAGCCUCUGUGCAGCGCAACUCCGGGUCCCCACGGCCGUUUCUCAAAUCCGGGCUGCGUGGGACCCCAAGGGGUUCCUGUUGGUACCCAAGGGCUCUGAGCAGGAGCCCGGGGUGUGCACCAUGCGCGUUCACUGGUCACGCCCACGUUGAUAUUCUAUCCCUCUGCGAUUUUUGGCAUCAAAAUAAAAAUCUGAGAGUUG